AUGUCUUUGAAUAAAAGUGAUCAAAAAAAAAAAGAAGAGACAUUACCAGAGACAGAAGAAUCUAUUAAAGCCAACAACCAAUUACAAAAUCAACAAGACCAACAAAAAAGCAUAAACGAAACACCACCAUCAAGCAAUAUUGAUAAUACUGGUAAUAAGUUAGCAUCAUCAUCAAUGGCAACAAGUGUAGUGAAUAACAAUGAUGACUCUAGUACUUUAGAUAAAUCAAAAUCUAUUUUAUUAAACAAUAACAAAAAUUAUGUAAUUAAAAUCAAAGAAAUUGAACAAGUGCCUGAUGAGAAUUCAAUAUUUGAUGAGAAUUUGAAUAAUCCUAACAUUAUAAGAAAGCUUUCAAAUGCUGAGGAAGAUGUAUGCUAUCCUAUAAGACCACUAAAUAAAAAAGAGGGAAUAGAUUUUGAAGCAUUGGAAGAAUAUAUUAGAGAAGAAAAUGCAUUGAUGGCUAAGAAAAAGAAUAAUAUCAACAAUAAUGAUGAUGAAACAAAAGCAACUUCAUUAAAAAGACGAGUUAGUCAAUAUGCUGAAAGAAUUAAGCCACCACCAGAUCUUACCGAAGCAUUACGAUUUACAUUUUAUUCUACAGAGACAGGAACUAUACGCACCAACUGUUUUUCAGAGAUCCCACCAAAAGGUCAAACAAUGACAGAAUUAUUAAAACAAGGAUAUUUUUGGAUUGAUGUAUUAUCACCAACUGAUUCAGAAAUGAGGAUUUUAAGUUCGAUUUUUCAUAUUCAUCCAUUGACAACAGAAGAUAUUGAGACAGAAGAAUCACGAGAGAAAUGUGAAUUAUUCAAAAAUUAUUAUUUCAUUAAUUUUCGAUCAUACAAUCAAAACAAUUGUAAUCCAUCAGAUGAUAUUGAACCUAUAAGCAUGUUUAAUGUUGUCAUGAGAGAAGGGAUACUAUCAGAUUAUAUUAAAGUGACACCUGAUUGGAUCAAUUAUGCUUUAAUUGAUGAUAUAACUGAUUCAUUUGCACCACUUAUACGCCAAGUAGAGUUUCAAUCAGAUGCAAUUGAUCAAUUGGUGUUGGUUCUUAAGAAUUCAGAGCAACAAGAUAUGUUGGUGAGGAUAGGAAUUUGUCGUAAGAUGGUGAUGACAUUUUUAAAAUUGUUGGGUACAAAAGCAGAUGUUAUCAAAGCAUUGAUUAAAAGAUGCGAAGAAAUAAAUGCAGCAGGUGGUGAGAAAAAUGAUCAUAUUAUUACAAUGUUACAGAAUCUUAAUCAUUAUGAAUUGAUUUUGUCACGAGCACAUUCAAAUUAUCUUGCACAAAUAUCUAUUGAAAUUACACAACUUAGUAACAAAACCAAUGAGAUUAUAAAUAAGUUAACAGUAUUUGCCACAGUACUUGUACCAAUGAAUGUUGUAACAGGAUUAUUUGGUAUGAAUGUUAAAGUACCUGGUCAAGAUGAGGAUGAUCUCAUAUGGUUUUUCUCAAUUGUUGGUGCACUUACAUUGUUUGGAUUGAUAAGUUACUUCAUAAUAAUGAGAAUACAAAAAUCAUUAACUUGA
This is a messenger RNA of Entrophospora sp. SA101, 1527 nucleotides long. The record is from the annotation of a GenBank genome assembly. Lineage: Eukaryota; Fungi; Glomeromycota; Glomeromycetes; Entrophosporales; Entrophosporaceae.